Molecule: messenger RNA, 5288 nt
Organism: Hippoglossus stenolepis (Pacific halibut)
Lineage: Eukaryota; Metazoa; Chordata; Actinopteri; Pleuronectiformes; Pleuronectidae
Gene: atp8b1
Product: ATPase phospholipid transporting 8B1
Biological process (GO): Golgi organization; phospholipid translocation
Cellular component (GO): plasma membrane
Molecular function (GO): ATP binding; ATP hydrolysis activity; magnesium ion binding
Source: RefSeq, a predicted model, not a curated record
GUUGUUUUUAAACGGGCUCGUCGGGAGGAGGCGGAGGAGUCGGACCGGUCCGGCAGGUUUCCAGCGGGGCACAGCGGCGCAGGCAGCGGGGGCAGGAGGGCGGGGAGCCGCAGGAGGAUCGUCUGAAAGCAGGAAGGAGAAGACAACAUGGUGCGGUGACCCAGCUCCCGGACACCGACUGACAACGAGGAUUCUUCCGAUUACUCGAUAAAAACCGAGCAGCACAUCAGAAAUACCUGAGGUGCAAAGAUGAGUCGGCGGCGUGUGGACUCCCAGGGGUCCCUGGCGCCUGACGAUGAGGUCAUGCCGUACAGUGACGAUGAGACGGACGAUGAAUUGGAAGUGAGCUCUGAAGAAGAAGAACCCGAAGCAGAGGCACCAGGAGUCCCACAACCUCCGGUAGAAGCCAAACCCAGUGAGAUCGGCUGGAAGGUGAAAGCCAACGACCGACCUUACCACCACCUGCCGGAGUUCCAGAAGAAAGUCUUCCUGUGCAUCAAGAAAAGCAGAUACUCUGGAAACGACAUCAAGACGUACAAGUACAACGUCUUCACCUUCCUGCCGCUGAACCUGUACGAGCAGUUCAAGCGAGUGGCCAACCUCUACUUCCUGGCUCUGCUCAUCUUGCAGAUUAUUCCAGACAUUACCACUUUGCCCUGGUACACAACCCUGAUUCCUCUGGUGGUGGUGCUGGGGAUUACUGCCAUUAAAGACCUGGUAGACGAUCUGGCGCGACACAGGAUGGACAAGGAGAUCAACAACAGGAAGAGCGAGGUCCUGCUGGACGGCAGGUUUGAGGAGUCAAAGUGGAGGAACAUUGAAGUCGGAGAUGUGGUUCGUCUGAAGAAAAACGACUUCAUUCCGGCCGACAUCCUGCUGUUAUCCAGCUCCAACCCCAACAGCUUGUGUUACGUGGAAACAGCCGAGCUCGACGGAGAAACGAACCUGAAGUUUAAGAUGGGUCCCAAAGUGACUGACGAGAGGAUGCAGGAGGAACAACAGCUCGCUGGGUUCAACGCUCUGAUCGAGUGCGAGGAGCCGAACAACCGUCUGGACAAGUUCAUUGGGACGAUGACGUGGGACGGCGAGCGUUACCCGCUGGACCUGGACAACAUGCUGCUCCGCGGCUGCAAGCUCCGGAACACGGAGGUGUGCCACGGCCUGGUCAUCUUCGCAGGUGCCGACACUAAGAUCAUGAGGAACGGGGGGAAGACGAGGUUCAAGAGAACGAAAAUCGACGAGCUGAUGAACUACAUGGUUUAUACAAUCUUCGCGGUGCUGCUCCUCAUGGCGGCGGGUCUCGCCAUCGGUCACAGCUUUUGGUACGAGGAGAUCGGCCAGGAGGCGUGGUAUCUGUUCGACGGCAAAGACCAGAGCGCCUCCCACAGAGGCUUCCUCAGCUUCUGGGGUUACAUCAUCGUCCUCAACACCAUGGUGCCCAUUUCUCUCUACGUCAGUGUGGAGGUGAUCCGUCUGGGUCAGAGUAAAUUCAUCAACUGGGACCUGCAGAUGUAUUACUCAGAGAAGGACACUCCAGCGAAGGCUCGAACCACCACCCUGAACGAGCAGCUCGGGCAGAUCGAGUACAUCUUCUCCGACAAGACGGGAACUCUGACACAGAACAUCAUGCAGUUCAAGAAGUGCACCAUCGCUGGACGCAGCUACGGGACUCCGACCACAGCCGAGGGGGUGACGCUGGACCGAGGACGGCCGGUCGACUGGAGCUGGAACCUUCACGCUGACAAGAAGUUCGAGUUCAUGGAUCAUUCGCUCGUCGCUGUCGUCCGAUCCGGGAAAGACAAAGACGCGUCGGAGUUCUUCAAGCUGCUGUCGCUCUGCCACACCGUCAUGGUGGAGCACAAAGACGGUGAACUGGUGUACCAGGCUGCGUCUCCUGAUGAGGGCGCUCUUGUGACAGCCGCCAGGAACUUUGGCUACGUGUUCCUGUCCCGAACCCAGGACACCAUCACCAUCAAGGAGAUGGACCAGGAGACGACGUACGAAAUGCUGGCGCUGCUCGACUUCAACUCGGACCGCAAGCGCAUGUCCAUCAUCUUGAAGUUUCCCGAUGGACGUAUUCGUCUCUACUGCAAAGGAGCAGACACGGUGAUUUAUGAGCGACUCUCCCCCAACACCAGACACAAGGAGAGCAGCCAGACUGCUCUGGAUAUCUUUGCCAACGAGACCUUGCGGACGCUGUGCUUGUGUUACAAAGACAUCAGCGCGUCAGAGUAUCAAGCCUGGUCCAGGAAACACAAAGAAGCCCAGGUGUCCAUGAGCGACCGAGACGCCGCCCUCGACCACGUGUACGAGGAAAUCGAGAGCAACCUCAUGCUGAUUGGGGCGACGGCCAUCGAGGACAAGCUGCAGGACGGAGUUCCUGAGACCAUCGCCAUACUGGCCAAGGCCGACAUCAAGAUCUGGGUCCUGACCGGAGAUAAGAAAGAAACUGCAGAAAACAUCGGAUAUGCUUGUUCACUGUUGACAGACAACAUGGAGAUCCACUACGGAGAAGACGUCAAUGAGAAGCUGACGAUUCGUCAGGCCAACAGGAGAAACCAGCCCUCAACUCACCGGCUCAACAAAAAGAAAACUCCAGAGCCGUUCUUCACCGAGCCGGGGAAGAACGCUCUCAUCAUCACCGGAGGAUGGCUGAACGAGAUUCUGUACGAAAAGAAGAAGAAACGCCGUCGUCUGCAUCUCCGUCGUCUCGGGAAGCGGGCGGCUCCCAACAACCCUCAGGACGGACAGCCCAACAACGACCGGGAGAAAGAGAUGAGACAGAUGGACUUUGUGGACAUGGCCUGUGAGUGCGAAGCCGUCAUCUGCUGUCGCGUGACGCCGAAGCAGAAAGCCAACGUGGUGAGUUUGGUGAAGAAGUACAAGAACGCCGUGACGCUGUCGAUCGGAGACGGAGCCAACGACGUCAACAUGAUCAAGACUGCAGACAUCGGCGUCGGGAUCAGCGGCCAGGAGGGGAUGCAGGCCGUCAUGUCCAGCGACUACGCGUUCGCUCAGUUCCGUUACCUGGAGCGCCUCCUGCUGGUGCACGGGCGCUGGUCCUACAUCCGAAUGUGCAAGUUCCUGCGUUUCUUCUUCUUCAAGAACUUCGCCUUCACUCUGGUUCACUUCUGGUACUCGUUCUUCAGCGGAUACUCGGCUCAGGUCGCCUACGAAGACUGGUUCAUCACCCUCUACAACCUGUGUUACAGCAGUUUACCUGUUCUACUCGUCGGACUCCUCGACCAGGACGUUAAUGACAAACUCAGCCUGAAGUUCCCGAAGCUCUACCUUCCCGGCCAGGUGGGGUCGAUGUUCAACUACAAGAACUUCUUCAUCAGCUUGUUCCACGGCAUCUUCGUCUCGCUCAUCAUCUUCUUCAUCCCGUACGGGGCCUUCCUGCAGACCAUGGGGCAGGACGGGAAGCCCUCUGACUACCAGUCCUUCGCCGUCGUCACCGCCUCGUCACUGAUUUUCACCGUCAACCUGCAGAUCUCUCUGGAUACCUCGUACUGGACCUUCGUCAACUGUUUCGCCGUUUUGGGCAGCAUCGCCAUUUACUUCGGCAUCUUGUUCGACAUCCACAGUGCAGGGAUCCACGUCAUCUUCCCCGCGAUCUUCACCUUCACCGGUGUGGCAUCAAAUGCCCUGCGUCAGCCUUACCUGUGGUUGACCAUCAUCCUGACUGUGGGCGUCAGUCUGCUGCCCGUCAUCUGCAUCCAGUUCCUCCAUAAAACCAUCUGGCCGUCUGUUGGAGACAAGGUCCACAGAAACAGGAAGCGGUACGAGAUGGAGAUGUUGCAGGAUGAGAAGAAAAAGCCGCUGCCGGCGUUCCAGCGUGGCCAGCGUUCCCGUCGCUCCGCCUACGCCUUCUCUCACUCCCGGGGCUACGCCGACCUCAUCUCGUCGGGGCGAAGCAUUCGGCGGCGAGCACCAGCCCGGGGCGGACCCCAGGACAGUAUCAGGGAGUUUCCACAAAGAGAGGCUGAAAACAUCUGAGGAGCGGGAGAGGCGGAGCAAAGGGUCGGAGGAGGGUUGUAAAUAUUUGGGAUUUUCAUUUUUAUCUGUGGAGUCGCAGCUGAAUCGGUCGACGACGGGACGUCUGCACAGAAACAACAGCCUGGACCCAGUCUCGUCUUUAAUUCUUCCCUCGGGGAAACUCCAGCACUUUACGAGGGGAUGAAACAAACGUUGCCGCCUCCUAAAGUCGCUCAACUUUUAGAAACGAAACCGGGAGCUUCUGUACCACCGACCGGAUUUGCAGAAAGUCCAAUGAAGCGAGUGACCUCGACUCCGGUUCCUCGUCUUUGCACAGAAGCUCACAGAGAAGAAAACGCUCAGCGAAGAGACGCCCGCCGUUCCUGGGGUCAAAGUCGUGCAGUUCACUGUGACUGACAAUGUUAUUACUCAGGAUUUUUAAUAAUCAAAGCCUUGUUUUUAGUCCUUUUUUUUUUUUUGCCGCAUGUGGAGACGCUGUGAUACUUUUAAUCGUUCAGUUCUUGCCCUGAUGUCUGCACAGCACUUGAUAUGAUGGUGUUUUAUUAAAGUUACCAAAAGAUUCCAGUUAAUUUGUCCGUUAGUCACAUGAAAUCUGAAGCUCAACAUGUCAAAGGAUCCUCUUUUUAAUGUUUUAUUAUGAAUCAUGGUGGGACCUGACUAUACCGGAUGUUAUAAAGUGUCUUUAAUUUAAAAAUAAAUUGUGAAUAGUGCUGUUUUCUCCUCUGCUGUGUAGAAGUGGCCUUACAGGCGUCGACUUCGGCCUCGUUAAACGUUCCUCUGUCAAAGCUGCAUCUUCAUGUUUCUGUUCUUCUCCUAACGUGCUGUAAACAAACACUAGCACUCGAUUGUCACCCCCCACACACACACACACCAGUGUCUAAACUUAAGUGCUUCUUACUUCUAAAGGGGAAAGUUGGUUUAUCCUUUUUUAUAAACAUUUGUUCUUUCUUUUCUCUCCUCAGAAUUAAACCACACGUUCAGUAGGUCGUUAAAAAUUGGGAUUACUUUGUGUGUGUUUGUGUCAUUGGUUGUUUACACUGUACCCAAGAAGACAUUUGUCAUGUGUGUGUUUGUUUGUUUGUGUUUUCUUCUUCUCUGCUGAACAGUGCGAAGCCAAACCUGACACAGCUCUGACUGUCACUGUGUUUUCUCCGCUCACGCUCGUGCUACUGUUUUUAUUCCUGAAUGAAUGGAGUCUGUGACGCUGUCCAUGGAACCAGCAGCAGCUCGGCCUCUGAUGGGAUUUUAUCGUGUGGUUAAUAAAAAGCCAACGGCACAUUUAGCAAGUU